Acaulospora morrowiae is the source of this 1029-nucleotide messenger RNA. NCBI's taxonomy places the organism in Eukaryota, Fungi, Glomeromycota, Glomeromycetes, Diversisporales, Acaulosporaceae. The record is from the annotation of a GenBank genome assembly.
AUGCAUUCUUUGGCUCAUCACAACAACCAACAGUUACAAUUUAUUCAGUUGCAACCAGUUUCGGCGUUGACUAACCCGAACUCGUUGAAUGUGGGUGGUGCAACAAAUCUCCACGGAAUUCCCAUGGGCGGUGACCCCUGGGGAGCUGGCGCAGGUGCGCCAAUGAACUUACCAAUACAGCAUCAACAAAAGUUGGAUCAAAUGGAGGAGGAUAAAAUUUUUUCCUUGAUAACCGAGUUGACAAAUCCGGCGAACCGCGAAUUGGCCUUGUCGGAAUUGAGUAAGAAGCGGGAGCAAUAUGACAACUUGGCCUUGAUAUUAUGGCAUUCUUUUGGUGUGAUGGCCGCAUUGUUGCAGGAAAUAGUUUCGGUGUAUCCUCUUCUUUCCCCUCCCGCACUUUCAACCCAAAUAUCGAACCGAGUUUGCAAUGCAUUGGCCUUGCUGCAAUGUGUCGCGAGCCAUAGUGAAACCCGAGGAUUGUUCCUUAGCGCUCACAUUCCAUUGUUUUUGUACCCAUUUCUCAACACGACGAGUAAGGCAAGGCCGUUCGAAUAUCUCAGGUUAACUAGUCUGGGUGUCAUCGGUGCCCUUGUUAAGAACGACAAUCCGGAUGUGAUUUCUUUUCUUUUGUCCACCGAAAUCAUACCACUCUGUCUACGUAUCAUGGAAACAGGCAACGAGCUAUCUAAAACGGUGGCCAUUUUUAUAGUGCAAAAAAUUUUGUUGGAUGAAAUGGGUUUGGCAUAUAUCUGUGCGACCUAUGAACGAUUUUAUGCUGUUGGAACUGUUUUGAGCAAUAUGGUUACUCAACUUGUGGAGAUACAGUCGGUCCGAUUGUUGAAACAUGUCGUUCGAUGUUAUCUUCGUCUUUCGGAUAAUCCAAGAGCACGUGAAGCUCUUCGUCAAUGUCUACCAGAACCUCUUCGUGAUGCCACAUUUUCACAAGUUCUGAAAGAUGACAUAGUUACAAAGAGAUGUUUGGCUGCUCUUCUUGUUAAUCUUUCUGACAAUGUUGUCACCACAAAUUAA